Messenger RNA from Acanthaster planci (crown-of-thorns starfish), 1427 nucleotides. It is a transcript of the gene khk, whose product is annotated as ketohexokinase. Gene Ontology annotation, biological process: fructose metabolic process. Lineage: Eukaryota; Metazoa; Echinodermata; Asteroidea; Valvatida; Acanthasteridae. The record is from RefSeq and is a predicted model, not a curated record. Gene Ontology annotation, molecular function: ketohexokinase activity.
CGAACUUGUAGUCGUGUUUUGACCAUCGACGACGACUGGGACCUACGCCCGCCCCCUCUCUAUCCAGCCGGUGUUGUGGUUGUGAACUUGCAUAAGCGUGAAUGAAAGCUGACAAGAUAUAUGGCUUGUUAUACAGAAGAGAAGAGAAUUCUUAUUGUGGGUCUUGUAUGCCUUGACAUCAUCAAUGUGUUAGACGAUUACCCACUAGAAGAUACAGAUAGUAGAGUUAAUGAUCAGUUGUGGGAGAGGGGCGGUAAUGCAGGCAAUACAUCGGUUGUACUGUCGCAGCUUGGAGUACAAACUGAAUUCAUGGGUACCUUGGCAGAUAAUACUCUGUCACAGUUGAUGGUAGAAGACUUCCAGCAAUAUGGAGUACACAUUGAUCACUGCAUAUAUCACAAAAACUGCACACCUCCCGCCUCAUGUAUUAUCAUCAACUCAUCAACAGGAACAAGAACCAUUCUACACAACAACAGAUCUCUCCCGGAACUGAUGUAUGAAGAUUUUGAAUUGUUAAACCUGAAGAACUACUCUUGGAUCCAUUUUGAGGGUCGAAAUAUCCAAGAAGUGCUGAAAAUGAUCGACAGGGUCAUCAUGUACAACAGAGAGUUAACAGAAUCUAGUGAACGUAUUCACAUAUCUGUGGAACUGGAGAAACCCAAGCUGGAAGUUUCCAUUCACAAAGUGCUGCCCAAGGCUGAUGUGGUUUUUUUUAGUAAAGAUGUAGCUAAGGCAUUUGGAUGUCAAAAUGGAGAAGAGUGUGUGCUCAAGUUCAAAAACGAUGCCAAACCAGGCGCUGUAAUAGUUUGCGCCUGGGGUGAGCUGGGGGCCUGGGCGAUAGGAUCUGAUGACGAAGCCGUCCAUUCCCCAGCCUACCCCCCUGCCAAAAUACGAGAUACUGUGGGUGCGGGAGACACUUUCAACGCUGGAGUCAUUUACUCCAUAUCCAGGGGCCAAAGUGUACUGCAUGCUGUCACACAGGGUUGUAAAGUAGCUGGAGAAAAAAUUGGACAUCAAGGUUUCAGGAUUGGGACUGACCUCGCCACUUAAUAAUAAUCUCAUUUGUAGUACUUGUUACAUGAACCCCAAACUGCUUCAGAUGCAGCAUGGUUCGACAGGUGUAAGUCUGGUGCACUGUGUUGCACUGGGUAAUCAACAGCAGCUGAACAUGUUGAGGCUAUUUCAUUUUCACAGUUAUCCCACCCAUACAAUUUCAUUUUGCGCGCAUAUAUGCACUUUAAUCCUAUUUCUUUCACCUGCAUUCAAAACGUCACUUUAACCUGUCAUUGCCUUUUACAUAUACAUGUAUGUACAAUCAAAUUAAGAUUCAUCAAAGAGGAAAGCAUUUUUAAUCUAUUUAGCGUUUUAGUUUCUGUAUAAUCUUUCCCAAACUUUAAGUUCAAUAUAGAUGGGAUUGAGCAAAUCAA